Molecule: messenger RNA, 1353 nt
Organism: Tetranychus urticae (two-spotted spider mite)
Lineage: Eukaryota; Metazoa; Arthropoda; Arachnida; Trombidiformes; Tetranychidae
Product: protein-L-isoaspartate O-methyltransferase domain-containing protein 2
Biological process (GO): protein modification process
Cellular component (GO): cytoplasm
Molecular function (GO): protein-L-isoaspartate (D-aspartate) O-methyltransferase activity
Source: RefSeq, a predicted model, not a curated record
UAUGAUAAAUUGUAAUUUUAAACUUGACAAAUGAUUCAUUUUUAAUGUCUUAAUUUUUUAAUAAUGUGCGUGCAAUAGGAUGUUUAUUUGCUAAAAAUUUAAAAAUUAAUUUUAUUUUAUUUUCCUGUGCAAUUUCUCCAUCUUAAAUUUCGUUGAUCAAAUAUUCUGUUUUGUUUUAUAAUCUGUUAUGUCACAAAGAAAAUAAAAAAUUACAAGUUUGUGACAAAUAUCAAGAGAUUUUCUUUCGACGAGGUAAAUCAUGGGAGGCGCAGUGAGUGCUGGAGAAGAUAAUGAUGAAUUGGUGGACAAUCUUGUCGCAGCUAGAAUAAUUCGUUCUCAAGAGGUCGAAAAAAUUUUCCGUGCUGUUGAUCGUGGACAUUAUUAUACAGAUGAUUUCAAAGAAGAUGCCUAUCGAGAUACAGCUUGGAAAGAUGGACUUCUCCACCUUUCUGCUCCAUGCAUUUACUCAGAGGUAAUGGAGUAUCUCGAUUUAAAACCUGGUCUUUCAUUUCUCAAUCUUGGUUCAGGAACAGGAUAUCUUAGCACCAUGGUAGGCCUCGUACUUGGUAAAACAGGUAUUAACCACGGAGUAGAGCUCCAUCAAAGUGUUGUUGAUUAUGCCUACAAAAAAUUGGAGGAAUUUAAAACCAAAUUAUCUAACCUUACUCAGUUCGAGUUUUGUGAACCGACCUUCAUUUCUGGUAACUUUUUGAAAAUUGAUCCAUCAACCAUCCGACAAUACGAUCGCGUUUAUUGUGGCACUGCAUGUACCGAAAAAGACGAACCUUACUUGAGACAAUUCAUUAAGAUAAAUGGUUUACUCGUUAUGCCCAUAGAUGACCAAUUAGCUGUGAUCAACCGUGUUUCUGAUACUGAGUUCAAAAAAAGAUAUGUAUAUGCUGUUAGUUUUGCAGCUAUAACUCGACCUAAACCUGAUGAUGUUUUGAUCAAAUUACCGAUGAUCGAUCCUGUUAAAUUGACAGAACUUUGUCGAAAUAAAGUCAAAGGCCUUAUCAAUCUGAGCAGUUGUCGAGAAAACGAAGAGUGGCAAAAAAGUCCAGAACGGAGAAUUUUAACCUACUACAAUUUAAUUGAUGAAACUUAAAAUUCAAUUUUAUAUUGCUCAAUAAUUGAUAUCUUCUUGUAUCUUGAUUUAAAUACGCUUCAACGCACCACAACAGACGUCUUGGUUCAUAUUAAUUUGAUUUAUUUGAUAUCAAACCAUACUUGAUUAAUUUCUAUAUUUUAAACUGAAUGAUAUUAUAUUAUAUCUAAAGAAACUCACGAUUGUGAUUGGUUUAAGGACAAGUUUAAAAAACUUAUUAAAUUUAAGGUGAAUGUUCAUAUAUCUCA